Endocarpon pusillum Z07020 is the source of this 1617-nucleotide messenger RNA. RefSeq names its product Dihydroxy-acid dehydratase. Gene Ontology annotation, molecular function: dihydroxy-acid dehydratase activity. Gene Ontology annotation, cellular component: mitochondrion. Lineage: Eukaryota; Fungi; Ascomycota; Eurotiomycetes; Verrucariales; Verrucariaceae. The transcript has a single exon. Bases 1 to 1617 code for a protein of 538 amino acids. The record is from RefSeq and is a predicted model, not a curated record. Gene Ontology annotation, biological process: branched-chain amino acid biosynthetic process.
AUGUCGAAGCCGCAGAUUGGCAUAUCGUCUGUCUGGUACAGCGGCAACCCGUGUAACAUGCACCUCAUGUCUCUGUCGAACGUGGUCAAGGAGAGUGUAGCAAAAGCUGGUCUGGCGCCGAUGCAGUUCAACACUAUCGGCGUGUCGGACGCGAUAUCAAUGGGCACUACAGGCAUGAGAUAUAGUUUACAAUCAAGAGAAAUCAUCGCGGAUUCGGUAGAAACGGUCAUGCAGGGACAGUGGUACGAUGCAAAUAUAUCUCUGCCGGGCUGUGACAAGAACAUGCCUGGCGUGGUGAUGGCAAUGGGAAGAGUUAACCGGCCUUCUAUUAUGGUCUAUGGGGGGACGAUCAACCCUGGAUGUGCAAAGACCCAAAACAACGCGGAUAUCGAUAUUAUAUCCGCUUUUCAGGCGUACGGCCAAUUCUUGAGUGGAGACAUUACCGAGGAGCAGCGGUUCGACAUAAUUCGACAUGCGUGCCCUGGUGGUGGUGCUUGUGGAGGCAUGUAUACAGCAAACACGAUGGCUUCGGCUAUAGAGAUUAUGGGCAUGACGCUACCUGGGAGUUCUUCCAAUCCGGCAGAGUCCAAGGCGAAACAGCUUGAGUGCCUUGCUGCUGGAGGUGCUAUUCGAAAUUUGCUGAAGCUCGAUAUCAGACCAUCCGAUAUCCUCACCCGUCAAGCAUUUGAAAAUGCCAUGAUUCUUGUCAACAUCACUGGAGGGUCGACGAAUGCCGUUCUGCACUUGAUUGCCAUUGCUGAUUCGGUGGGUGUGAAACUAACGAUUGACGAUUUCCAAGCUGUCAGUGACAAAACACCAUUCUUAGCAGACCUCAAGCCUAGCGGCAAAUACGUGAUGGCAGAUCUACACAAUAUUGGAGGUACACCGUCGUUGAUCAAGCUUCUGCUGAAGGAAGGUGUGAUCAAGGGUGACGGAGUGACAGUAACAGGUCAGACAUUGGCGAAGAAUGUCGAGAACGCCCCAGAUUUCCCCUCGGAUCAGACCAUCAUCCGGCCUUUCAGCAAACCCAUCAAGAAAACUGGCCACAUUCAGAUCCUGCGCGGCUCGCUUGCCCCAGGAGGCUGCGUGGGAAAGAUUACAGGAAAGGAAGGGUUGAAAUUCGUUGGGAAAGCCAAGGUCUAUGAUGAAGAAGACCUAUUUAUUCAGGCUUUAGAGAAGAAUGAGAUAAAGAAAGGAGAGAAGACUGUGGUAGUGAUCCGGCAUGAAGGUCCUAAAGGCGGUCCAGGAAUGCCAGAAAUGCUGAAACCAUCUUCAGCGAUCAUGGGAGCAGGUCUCGGAAAUGAUGUCGCACUGAUCACAGAUGGCAGAUUCAGUGGUGGCAGUCACGGCUUUCUGAUUGGUCAUAUCGUACCCGAAGCAGUUGAGGGAGGACCGAUCGGACUCGUCGAGGAUGGUGAUGAGAUCAGCAUAAACGCCGAGACGAGAGAACUCAAUCUGCACGUUGAUGCCACAGUCCUUGAUCAGAGGAAGAAGAAAUGGGCGCAAAAUCCACCCCAACCAAGAGUCAGGAGAGGUACACUCGGGAAAUAUGCUAGAUUGGUCCAGGACGCGAGUCAUGGAUGCAUCACGGAUGCAGAUAUGUCUGAUAUCAAUUGA